CUCAAACCUAAACCAGCACAGUAUCACUCCAGUAGCUCCAGUUAGCUUCCAUUGCUGAACCUGCCAUGGCAGCUCCGGCCACGGUGGUGGUGCCGCGCAUGAAGCUGGGCUCGCAGGGGCUGGAGGUGUCGGCCCUGGGGCUGGGAUGCAUGGGCAUGUCAGCCUUCUACGGCCCACCCAAGCCCGAGCCCGAAAUGAUCGCGCUCAUCCACCACGCCGUCGCUGCCGGCGUCACCCUCCUCGACACCUCCGACAUCUACGGCCCGCACACCAACGAGAUCCUCGUCGGCAAGGCGUUGCAAGCGGGUGUGAGGGAGAAGGUGCAGCUGGCAACCAAGUUCGGCAUACUCGCCUGCGCCGACGGCACCCGGGAGAUCCACGGUGAGCCGGCGUACGUGCGCGCGGCGUGUGAGGGCAGCCUCGAGCGGCUCGGCGUCGACUGCAUUGAUCUCUACUACCAGCACCGCAUCGACACCAAGGUGCCCAUCGAAGUCACGAUAGGUGAACUCAAGAAACUUGUUGAGGAGGGAAAGAUAAAGUACAUUGGGCUAUCCGAAGCAUCGGCAUCGACAAUCAGAAGAGCACAUGCAGUUCAUCCGAUAACUGCCGUCCAACUAGAGUGGUCUCUUUGGUCAAGAGAUGUCGAAAAAGACAUCAUCCCUACUUGCAGGGAACUUGGUAUUGGUAUCGUGGCAUACAGUCCAUUGGGUAGAGGGUUCUUCUCAAGUGGCCCUAAAUUGGUCGAAACACUAUCCGACCAAGACUUUCGCAAGGAUUUGCCAAGAUUCCAAGCCGAAAACCUGGAGAAGAACACCAUGAUAUUCGAGCGUGUUAGCGCAAUGGCUUCAAGGAAGGGGUGCACAGCAUCACAGCUUGCACUGGCCUGGGUUCACCACCAGGGGCGCGACGUCUGCCCCAUACCGGGAACCACCAAAGUCGAGAACUUCAACCAGAACGCGGCGGCGCUGUCCGUGAAGCUCGCACCGGAAGAGAUGGCCGAGCUAGAGUCCUACGCGUCGUCGGAUAUCGCGGGCGAUCGGUACAUGCAUGAUUUCCUGAAUACUUGGGAGGAUUCGGAAACCCCUCCUCUUUCGUCCUGGAAGGCAGAGUAAUACUUCUCGUGAACAAGAAUAAAAGAGUUGUUUCUCAUGUGCACAUCUGCAUGUUGAAACUACAGAGAUGUUGCACAUGGUGCUUGCGUGUACACCCCCUACUUUCGAGAUAUGAAUUGAUAUGAAAUGGUUACCAAAACAAUGUAGGAGCACCAAAUUUGUAGCGAAGGGAGCUCAAGUUUCCAUGGUACCCACUAGUACGAACGCAUGUUUUGUUUGGAAACAACGGUUGUCUCUAUGGAAGAAAAAGUGGACCACGAGAGAAUAGCAGCUUCGACCGAUUUGUUUUGCAUAUGGAAAUAAAAAAAAACAAGGGUCCGUCAGUUUCUCAGUC
Molecule: messenger RNA, 1446 nt
Organism: Brachypodium distachyon (stiff brome)
Lineage: Eukaryota; Viridiplantae; Streptophyta; Magnoliopsida; Poales; Poaceae
Product: probable aldo-keto reductase 2
Exons: 5
Coding region: 66-1112 (348 amino acids)
Cellular component (GO): cytoplasm
Source: RefSeq, a predicted model, not a curated record